Phycodurus eques (leafy seadragon) is the source of this 571-nucleotide messenger RNA. RefSeq names its product FAU ubiquitin like and ribosomal protein S30 fusion a (gene faua). Gene Ontology annotation, molecular function: protein binding; structural constituent of ribosome. Gene Ontology annotation, cellular component: cytosolic small ribosomal subunit; ribosome. The transcript has 5 exons. Lineage: Eukaryota; Metazoa; Chordata; Actinopteri; Syngnathiformes; Syngnathidae. The record is from RefSeq and is a predicted model, not a curated record. Gene Ontology annotation, biological process: translation. Bases 17 to 493 code for a protein of 158 amino acids.
GAACGUAUAACAGCACAUGCGCAGUGUGGUACCCUGUGCCGUCCUUUUCUAUGCUGCGCGUCUAAAGACUAGCAUCAAAACGAGCAUCAACAUGCAGCUCUUCCUGCGUGCCCAGAACACUCACACCCUUGAGUUGACCGGACAGGAGACUGUGGGCCAGAUUAAGGCUCAUGUCCAGGCUCUGGAGGGUCUCCUGGUGGAGGAUCAGGUGGUGCUGCUUGCAGGUUGCCCGCUGGAGGACGAUGCUUCGUUGGCAUCGUGCGGCAUCUCUGAGCACUGCACCUUGGAGGUUGCCGGCAGGCUUCUGGGAGGUAAGGUCCACGGUUCUCUAGCUCGUGCUGGAAAAGUGAGGGGCCAGACCCCCAAGGUUGACAAGCAGGAGAAGAAGAAGAAGAAGACUGGCCGCGCCAAGCGUCGCAUCCAGUACAACCGACGCUUCGUCAACGUGGUGCCCACAUUUGGCAAGAAGAAGGGACCCAACGCCAACUCCUAGAGUGUGCGAUGACCAUACCGAGCCAUUUUAGCAGAGUUCAAAUGCUUUCCUGCUGUUAAUAAAACAUUUAAUUCUGCA